CGCCGCAGGAUGGACCGCAGGUGCCCCCGGAGGCUCUGGCUGCUGCUCCUGCUGGCCGCCUGCGCCCGGGUCCUCCUGGGCUGGUACUCGGGAGCCUGGCCCGCAGUUUGGAGUUCGUGGCCAGGGAGGCCGGAGGCCUGCCCGCGCCCCCUGGCCGCGGCCCUGCAGGGGCACCCGCGCUUCCAGCGGCUCUUCAACCUGUCCAUCCCCGUGCUGCUGUGGGGCGGCCUCCUCACCCCGCAGCUCUGGGACGCCCUGAUCCAGCUCCGGGGACCCUACAGCUGGCGCGGCCUCUCCCGGGAGGCCAUCGCCUCCACGCUGCGCCUCCUGAACGGCUCGGAGAGCGCGCAGCUGUUCCCCGCGUCCCGGGAGCCGCGGUGCCUUCGCUGCGCGGUGGUGGCCAACGGAGGCAUCCUGAGGGGCUCCCGCCAGGGCCGGCGCAUCGACGCCCACGACUAUGUCUUCAGACUCAAUGGUGCCGUGAUCACAGGCUUCGAGAAGGACGUGGGCACCAAGACCUCCUUCUACGGCUUCACGGUGAACACCAUGAAGAACUCCCUCUACAACUACAGGCACCUGGGCUUCCGCUCCGUGCCGCGGGGACCAGACUUGCGCUACGUCUUCAUCCCUGCCGACAUCCGCGACUACCUGAUGCUGCGAUCCGCCCUUUUGGGUGUGCCUGUCCCUGAGGGUCGGGACAAAGGGGACAGGCCUGAGGCCUAUUUUGGACCAAAUGCCCCUGCAGGUACAUUUAAGUUACUACAUCCCAGCUUCAUCCACUACCUGAAGGAGAGGUUUUUGAAUUCCAGCCUUAUUCACAUAGAUGCCAAAGGCAUAUACAUGCCUAGUACGGGGGCCCUCAUGCUGCUGACAGCUCUGCAUACCUGUGAUCAGGUGUUUAGCUGACAAGAGACUUUCCAAGGGAGCCUUUGCCUGGAAAAUUCACCAAGGACCAGCAUCUGGCCCUCAGGUCUGUGGUUUUGGAAGACAGAGUUUAUCAACACUAGGAAUGAAUGAACUCAACAACUAGAAUCA
Molecule: messenger RNA, 1035 nt
Organism: Eptesicus fuscus (big brown bat)
Lineage: Eukaryota; Metazoa; Chordata; Mammalia; Chiroptera; Vespertilionidae
Product: alpha-N-acetylgalactosaminide alpha-2,6-sialyltransferase 2-like
Exons: 2
Coding region: 10-906 (298 amino acids)
Molecular function (GO): sialyltransferase activity
Source: RefSeq, a predicted model, not a curated record